This is a messenger RNA of Rotaria sp. Silwood2, 343 nucleotides long. The record is from the annotation of a GenBank genome assembly. NCBI's taxonomy places the organism in Eukaryota, Metazoa, Rotifera, Eurotatoria, Philodinida, Philodinidae.
AUGGCUGAAACAUCUAUUCAUCGUAAAAAAUUAACAAAUGAAACUACUAUUAAAAGUCAAUCAAUAUUUUCUCAUUCUGUUAUUUUACCAAGUAAAAUUAAUCAAGAAAAAUAUCAACUUUCGUUAAAACAAUUAAAAAAUGCUGCUAAAGUUUAUGAAAAACAACCAUCACUUCAAAAAAUAGAUACAGAAAAAUAUCGAAAUUCAUUACAACGUCAAUUAUCCAUAGAUAUGCUACGUCAAGGUAAUCAUCAAUCAUUUCGUGAAUUAUGUACUAUAUUAGAAUGGCAGAAAAAUGAUCGAGAACAAUUAGGUAUUGAACAUCCCCAUCAUCGACGACCAU